Phasianus colchicus (ring-necked pheasant) is the source of this 6081-nucleotide messenger RNA. RefSeq names its product lysosomal alpha-glucosidase-like. Gene Ontology annotation, molecular function: carbohydrate binding; alpha-1,4-glucosidase activity. Lineage: Eukaryota; Metazoa; Chordata; Aves; Galliformes; Phasianidae. The record is from RefSeq and is a predicted model, not a curated record. Gene Ontology annotation, biological process: carbohydrate metabolic process.
UGUGCCCGCCACCCUUCCCCAAUCCCCAGCUGUCCCUCCCCUGGCAGCUCUGCACCACUCCCUCAGGUCCUGGCACUGAACCACAUCUCUGCACUGACCAAACUGUGCCCACAGGUACCACCUGCAUUGUUCAGCUCCCAGUGACAAGGCAUCCCCAGAGUUAUGAGGCAAAAGCCCCAGGUAACAGCCAAUCAUCCCACAGACACUGGGUGGUGUCCCCCAACCACGCUGCUUUGGGGUCUGCUGGGACACCCCCUGCAAUUUGAUUAUUACAACCCUUUUAGUCUUUACCCUAUUGCUGCUCAUCUUUCCUUAAUUGCAUUUGCUGCAUCAUGUCUCAAUUUAGGAGCUCAGCUUUUUGGAACAAGGACUGCAUUACAUCUUUAUCCUGUAAGCAGCGUGACACACUUAGGACUCUACAUAAAUAAAGCAGUGAGUAGUAAUACACCAACGGUACGUGCAAAGGCUUUGGAUCCACAGCCAGUGUUUUGACUGUGGGUUACAUAAAGAGCCCUUGUAAUUCUGCAAUAAAGUUAUCCAUCAGCAGCCUUGCCAACGCCCUCGCCCUCUCUCAGACUCCUGUGCCAUUGGCAGCAUCUCCCAGAAAUGAGGCACCCCAACAUCUCAGUGCUGAGGGUCUCAGCUCAGAGCACCUCGUGAUUGCAGUGCUCUGAAGGGGAAGGCAGCAGAAAGCCGAGGCAGAGCAGAGGCAGAGCAGAGGCAGAGAGAACCAUGUGAGGUUCACAAUUAAGGAGAAAGGAAACAUGCCAGAGUGCAACUUCAGACUUUCCACGCUACGGGGCUCUCACGGCGCGUUACGCACUGAGGGAUUACCAUAAAGUCAAUGCCGACACCCAACGACUGAGGAUGAACUCCAGUUUUAAAGCUCUUUCUGCGCCGCACGAAAAGCCUGGCCAGAACACGAGGGCCUGGCAGGCAGCCCUGCUGGUGUUUAGCUUCCAUCCUGAGACAAGCACAGCAAGCUGAAAACACGCAGCCCUCACCUUCAGCUGGGCCAGCAACAACUUCCAGAGGGCAGAAAAACAGCAAAGUGCUCAAGCAGCAGCAGCAGGGAUCUCCGCCAUCGAAUCUCACUGCAGAGCUGAGUUAUGUGGGAAUACUCCUCUCAUUCCCAAAUGCUGGGACCAGAUUCCUAGGCAGCUGCUCCAGCAAGUCACCCAAAUAUCAGGUUUACCCCCAAGUUAUGCUCAGCUCCAAUGGCGUUUACUGAGGGCACCUCCAGAGCCAACAGGCGAAGGCAACUCCAGUUCUCAUCUCCGCACCUCCAUGGCACCAUGCGGACCAGUGUGCCACACAGCCCCAUCCCUCAGCCUUCAACCCUUUCCCCACUCCGACAGCCUUCAUGCACUCUUAUAGGACAGACUGAUGCUUGUCAUUCAUUUGUAAGGAGAGAGGGGAGGGCUGCACUCUGGGUGUGAAUCAGACAGCAGGAGCAUAUGCAAGGCAAUAUAUUUGACAUGAACAGAGAGAAGACACACGGAGGGGUGAGUCACUGUUUACUGUUCUAGAGGAGCUCCGCACAGCCCUCGCCCAGCUGGCCAGCUUUCCAUUUCCCUUAUGGAUCGGAACCAGCAUCCAGCAGCAGAGAGGAGCUUCACGAACCUUCAGAGCAAAGGCGAGAGCUGCCAGAACACGGCGCUAUGAGGCGCUCUCUGGGGAAGCCUGGACGGAGAUCAGACAGCCCUUGGUGGUUGGGUAAACAGCCUCGUCAGAUGCUGCAGAGCCUGCGGUCAGCGAGCAGAGCACCAGGAGGGCACAGCACACUGCACCACAUCACAACUGGGACCUCGGGGAGGAGGUGGCCAAAGGGGACAGGUAUGCAACAGACAGAGCUGGUGUUCACCAACCACAGGAUGCAGCACUUUUUCCAUCAUACAGGGGGCAGCGGCAGAGCUAAACCAGAGUCACAUCUCAGCAUCGCUAGCUCAGGCAAGCUGAGCCUGCAAGCAGCAGCCAGCUCACCCAUACAAAGAGCAAUGAAGGACAGGUCAGAAUCCCCAGUGUCCCCAUGCCAUGGCCAGCCAGCAGGCUGAACACCUUCACCUGCUGCAAGCAGCGUGGCAUUCAGGUCCUGCUGCAGCACAGAGCAGGGAUUUGCUAUGCCUGUUAUCCCACUGCUCGGGAGCUCAGCAGCAGUGGGACGGCUCCCGCCUCUCCCCCAGCCCUCGUGUUUAUGGCCGUGGAGCUGCAUGGCUUUGAGCUUGCUUCAUGCUUGGAAGGCUCUCUGCUUGGGUUUGAAGAUAGCCUGAAACAAUAGCUCAGACAGAAGUGGAAACUGCCGGCUCAUCUCGACAGGGCGCUGAGCUGGAGACUUCCUGAGAAUUGAAAGCGCUCGCGCCGCUCGAGCACUUCACAGCUGGAUGUUUACAGCACGGCCAGCUCAGCCAGCAGCCCCCAAGUGCUGCCGAGCCAGAGCUCCCAGCUGUCCCCUCCUGCUGCCCAAACACAGCGAGAGCCUCACGCUGCCCACUCUCACACCGCCCAGUUUCACAGCGCAUUCCACGCCAUUAAUCACUUCCCAACACACGGGGCAUAUUGUGCAGCUCUGAGCUUUCCCUUUCGGAAGGCACACGCACGGCACCAACCCAACUGCGAGCUGCAACAGAUUGCCGAGGGAGCACGGGAAUGGGAUGAAACACAACUAAGCAGAAUGAGGGGAGAGCAAAAAGCUGACAAUUGGCCACCUGGCUCAGAAACGCCUCCGAAGAGAGGCGUGAGUUUGCACCAGCAUAGGUAUAGACAUGUAAUGUGCCAAGAUGAGCCGCCAGCUAUGGAGAGCCGCCGUGCCCCAUCCUCGUGGUGAUUGCGACGACAAUUAAUUAGCGCCCAGCACCCCGUCAGGUGCAGGCAGAGUUAACUGUGCUGCCUGCCGGCCCUGCGCAGCGCCAUUGGGCAGCAGCAGCGUCCAUCACAGCGAGGAAGUGACUGCGCGGGGAAGGAGCUGUGCUGUGCUGUGCUGGGGGACGCGGAAGGAGAGGGAAAAACACCGACACGCAGCGCUGCGAGCGGACACUGCCAGCCCCAGGACAAUGAGGUCGUACCAGAAGCUGAGGGCAGCGGUGCCACAGCUGGUAUUGAGCCAGGAGGAGGAGGAGGAGGAGGAGAAUGCGACCACCCCAACACCUGCUGGCCGCAGCAAGCUGGCCCCAUGGUGGGUGGGCAGCGGGCUGCUGAUCACCGCUGUGCUGCUGAGCACCAUCACCGUCUGGGUGCUGCGACAAGUGUCCAGGGGCUGGCAUGGCCCUGCACCACCUUUCCAAUGCCAUCUGGUCCCUGAGAGCCACCGCUAUGACUGCUACCCCGAGAGGAGCGUGGUGGUGACCCAGGAGCUGUGCGAGAGCCGGGGGUGCUGCUUCAUCGAGACCCUCCCUGCAGUGGGGGGCAAGCGGGGGGUGCCCUGGUGCUUCUACCCACCCAACUUCCCCAGCUAUGUGGUGCAGAGCCUCAACCAGACGACGCUGGGCAUGACGGGGCUGCUGGUGCGCAGGGAGAAGGCCUAUUACCCUAAGGACAUCCAGGUGCUGAGGAUGGAUGUGGAGUUCCAGACAAACACACGGCUACGCAUCAAGAUAACUGAUGCAGCCAAGCCCCGGUAUGAGGUGCCCCUGGAAGUUCCCCGAGCGAUGAAGAGAGCAGAAAACCCCAUCUACAGCCUGGAAUUCUCCCAGGACCCCUUUGGGGUGCUGCUGCGGCGCCAAGGGACAGGGACAGUGCUGCUCAACACCACCGUGGCUCCCCUGAUCUUCGCCGAUCAGUUCCUGCAGAUCUCCACCACGCUGCCCUCCAGGUUCCUGUAUGGGUUGGGGGAGCACCGCAGCACGCUGCUGCACAGCCUCGACUGGAACACCCUCACCCUCUGGGCCCGUGAUGUGGCCCCCACGGAAUCCUUCAACCUGUACGGUGCUCACCCCUUCUACCUGCUGAUGGAGGAGGGCGGCGAUGCCCACGGGGUUUUCCUCCUCAACAGCAAUGCCAUGGAGGUGGCCCUGCAGCCUGCCCCGGGCCUGACUUGGAGGACCAUUGGAGGUGUGCUGGACUUCUACAUCUUCCUGGGGCCUGACCCCAACAUGGUCAUCCAGCAGUACCAGGAGGUGAUAGGUUUCCCAGCCAUGCCGCCACUCUGGGCACUCGGCUUCCACCUCUGCCGCUGGGGCUACGGCUCCAGCAAUGAGACCUGGCAGACUGCAAGGGCCAUGAGGAACUUCCAGAUCCCACAGGAUGCGCAAUGGAACGACAUUGAUUACAUGGAUGGAUACCGGGACUUCACCUUCGAUCCCCAGAAAUUUGCCUCUCUCCCCUCACUGGUGGAAGAUCUCCACAAGCACGGGCAACACUACGUGAUGAUCUUGGACCCUGGCAUCAGCAGCACCAGCCCACGUGGCUCCUACUGGCCUUUCGAUGAAGGCUUGAGACGCGGUUUGUUCCUAAACACCACCCAGGGGCAGCCACUGAUUGGGCAGGUCUGGCCUGGCUACACUGCCUUCCCCGACUUCUCCAACACAGACACACACCAGUGGUGGCUGGAGAACCUGCAGCGCUUCCACACCCAUGUGCCCUUCGAUGGCCUCUGGAUUGACAUGAAUGAGCCAUCCAACUUCAUGGAUGGGUCUGAAGAGGGCUGCCCACCCGGAGAGCUCGACAGCCCCCCGUACACGCCGGCUGUGCUGGGCAAUUCCCUGUCCGCCAAGACGGUGUGUGCCUCAGCGAAGCAGAACGCCUCGGUGCACUACAACCUGCACAACCUCUACGGGCUGAAGGAAGCCGAAGCGACGGCGAGUGCCUUGAUCCAGAUCCGAGGAAAGCGUCCCUUUGUCAUCUCCCGCUCCACCUUCCCCAGCCAGGGCCGGUACUCGGGACACUGGCUGGGUGACAACCGGAGCCAAUGGAAGGACAUGUAUUACUCCAUCCCAGGGAUGCUGAGCUUCAGCCUGUUUGGGAUCCCCCUGGUGGGGGCUGACAUCUGCGGCUUCUCCGGCAGCACCUCGGAGGAGCUGUGCACCCGCUGGAUGCAGCUCGGGGCCUUCUACCCCUUCUCCCGCAACCACAACACCCAGAACGAGAAGGCCCAGGACCCCACGGCUUUCAGCCCCUUGGCGAGGACAGCCAUGAAGGAUGUACUGCUCACCCGCUACUCCCUCCUGCCCUUCCUCUACACGCUUUUCCACCGUGCCCACCUGCAAGGGGAAACCGUCGCCCGACCUUUGUUCUUUGAGUUCCCCUGGGAUGUGACCACAUAUGGGUUGGACAGGCAGUUCCUGUGGGGCCAGAGCUUGCUGGUGACUCCAGUGCUGGAGCCAGGAGCAGACUCGGUGCUGGGCUAUUUCCCCCAAGGCGUGUGGUACGACUUCUACACGGGCUCCUCUGUGAACAGCAGUGGGGAGAUGUUGAAGCUGUCAGCCCCUCUGGACCACCUCAACCUCCAUCUCCGGGAGGGUUCCAUCCUGCCCACACAGAAACCUGCGACCACCAGCAAGGCCACCAGAGGGAACCCGCUGCGUCUCAUUGUGGCCCUGUCCCCACAUACCACUGCCUGGGGGGACCUCUUCUGGGAUGACGGCGAGAGCCUGGACACCUUCGAGAGGGGCAACUACUCCUACCUGGUGUUCAAUGCCACAGAGAACAUCUUCACCUCCAACGUCCUCCAUGCCAGCACCGAGGCCACCUAUGUCACCAUUGAUGCAGUGAGCUUCUAUGGAGUGCAGGAGCCGCCCAGCAAGGUCCUCCUAGAUGGGCAGGAGAAGCCCUUCUCCUACCUGGACAACCAGGUCCUCACCGUCAGCGGCCUCGGCAUCAGGCUCAGCCAGGGCUUCUCCCUGCAGUGGCUGUGAGCUGGGGGGGCACGGGGCUGCCCUGCCUUGCCAUGACCUACUGUGCACAUCCCUGCUCUGGCCCUUGGACCAGGAUGGUAGCACAGCGCCAGGGACUGUCAUCUGUCAUCACCCUCUGCUGCAGAUGGGGGCAGGGGAUGUGGGGAUGGGAUGGGGCUCCGUGCUGUGUCAUCACUGUGCGGUCAGGGGUGUGCGCCCACAGCCCCAUCUGCAAUAAAGGCACGCGGAGAGC